Monomorium pharaonis (pharaoh ant) is the source of this 2367-nucleotide messenger RNA. RefSeq lists its product as uncharacterized. The record is from RefSeq and is a predicted model, not a curated record. The transcript has 3 exons. Lineage: Eukaryota; Metazoa; Arthropoda; Insecta; Hymenoptera; Formicidae. The coding region runs from base 973 to 1317 and encodes 114 amino acids.
UAAAAAUAUACAAUGUAAAAUUUUGCAUGGACAUUUUUGAUACAUAAUUCUACAGAUUUUUAUAUACUUUUACAUGAAAAAUUUUUGGGAUAUAAUGUAUAUAAUUAUCACAAAAUUGUAUACAUUGAAUCCUUCAUUAUGUAAUUAUUAUGUAUAAUCAAUUUUAAAUGCAUUUUUUAAUGUACCAAUUAAUAUCAAAACCCAAAAUAAAACUAAAUCUUGAUAUAUUUUUGUAGCUCAUACUUUAAAAAUAAAUAUACUUCUGCAUGUUGUCUGCAUAGUGAAAUUUAAAGAAAAAAUGACAGCAUAUAUUCUUAAAGAUGCGUCAUCAUACAACAUGAAUGUUAUCAGCAAAAGAGGUCAUCUGAUGCUGUAGAAAUUGUGCUAUAGAAACUAUAUGCUGCUUAUUUUCUCAAAAGCAGAAUGUAAUUAAUUAAUUAUGGUUUGUUAUUUAUUGGUACUAUCAAAAAAGUAUUAAAAAUUGAUCAUGCGUGGUAUACAUAAAGAAAAAUGCAAUAUACAUAGGAUUGUGAUAAUUAUGCAUAUUUUAUAAUUAAUUGUGGUUUGUAUAUAUACUCAAUCCCAAAAAAGCGGUACACUCAAAAUAUCAGAAAAAUUUAGGUCAUAUUCAAAUCUUUGUAUCUUCGCGAAAAAUGGUCGUAGAAAUUCCAUACAAACCGAAAAGCAUUUGAAAGCUCUAGUUUUUGGAUCUUUUAAUUAAAAACUUUGAGUUUUGCGACAUGACCACUUUUAUUUAAAACAGCACAAAAGAAAAAUGAAGAAGAAAAAUCGUACUUCGCGAACGGUUACGCGUCGCGCCGCAACAUGCGCAAUAAGACAAUGCAACAGCGCGAGGCACGAGACGUGCCAGUCCGUGUUAUACGUUCACAGUGUCGUUGAUCGACAGCACAAUUAGUGCCAGUGAAGUGUUAUAAAAAUAUUGAUACAUUUCGUGUGUAUUGUGUCCACAUAAUGGGACAAAAACGUGAUGCCAAAGCAUUGUUUCCCUCUCGGCACAGACUCUCUAAAAGGAGAGGAUGGAUUAAAAGGAGGCAGAUGUUGAAGGCAUUGGCUGGUGAAGAAAGCACAAGGAUAUCUACUGGCGACGAAUGUGUAAAUUGUCAGGAUUCAGUAAAAUUACUGACCGACUUGACGGAUUCGAACACCAGUACUGAAGAUACACAGUGCUUGAAGCCAGUACCAGUAAGUCAAGGUGCUGCUGCCGUCGCAGAGGAUCGUCGCUGGAUCAUCACACGGGAACUUCGCCAGGUAAGUAUGAUUUUUAGGUUAUGUUUUUACCCGCGGUCGCGUUUUUAACAAGGUGUCUUUUCUUUCGCAGGACUCGGAUUCACCGUAAGGACGAGGAUACACGAAAGGACAGGUAAGUAACUGCGCCUUAAUGUUUACAAACAAUAACAAAACGGUUUAUUCACAUGUAUGAUAAAUGUUAGAGAAAUCACACACACCCGUCCGCGGCGCUUAUUCACACACGAGUUAUCGAAAAUAGGCUGAGCGAGAUUAUUUUGCUGUGUAUCGCCCACGCACAGACGCGUGCUAUCGAUGUCGCACAUGCGACGCGUGUGUAAACGGUUUAACGUGUUAAUACACGGAACGAUCGCGCACGAUGUUGCUUGUCUUCGUGCUGCGUAGCGCGGUCCCUGGUUGCCGGUAGGGCGAUGGUCUGUGUAGCCCGGUUUUCCCAGGUUGUGUCCUCCGUCUGGGUACCUCUGGUGGUGGUCUCUCUCGCCAGGCUCUCCAACAGGUCCGGUAGCAGGUACCUGGGCGAAGUGUAGCGCCAAAUCCGCGGGUCGUCGGCGGCCAAGAGUACCCUCGGUGGUCUGGUCCUUCGUAGUGGAGAGAUCACAGCGAUUGCGGGGUCCCACGGCUGCUCCUUGGUAGCCAGCGUGCUCGCUAAUGUUGUAUACGAGAGACGGCAAUAUCUUCGUAUUCAGAAAAAAGACUCAAGUGCGAGUACGCAAAGAGUAAUUCGUCCGUCUUCCCGUGCUCCUUAUAAAGCUCAGAAGUCGUCAUCUUACUCCUGAGAUAAGAUGGCCUCUGGUGGCGUCCGCGCGCACUUCACUUUCCUUGCAGUCGAAAUUCUUACUGUGUCAGACGGGUUGCGCGGCUGUUAGGCGCUUGGUGUGGUGACUAACGGUUUGUGUCGCCACAGAGAGAUUUUCUCGGGCGCAUUUUCUUUAUUGUAUUCGCCCUCGCUGCUUUGUCGAGUUGUCUCGUCCUGUAGAUCGUCCUUUUCGUUCUCUUGUUCCGGCGGUGUUUGGGUAUUUUCGGACUCUUCUAGUACUGCUUGUUCCGACUCGCCUUGUUCUACUUCGUCGCCAUUUUGUUCACCAGUGGCUGGCUGCGGAU